AUGGAGGUGAGCUGGGCACUGCUGGCGAUAACCCUGCUGCAGGGGUUCAGCCGUAUCAUGGGGGGGCAGGAUGCCAAGAAGGGUAACUGGCCCUGGCAGGUCAGUGUGCAGGAAGAUGGAGCCCACAUCUGUGGAGGAUCCCUCAUCUCAGCCCAGUGGGUGGUGUCAGCGGCUCACUGCUUCAAUCGGUCUCUCCCUGACUCCGCCUAUCGCAUGAACCUCGGGGAGUACCAGCUCUCCAACCCCUCCCCCACCCGGAUCUCGUCCCCCGUGAGUCGCAUCGUCGUCCACCCCGACUACAACGAGAGCACGAACAUCGCCGACAUCGCCCUGGUGCAGCUGACAGAACCUGUCACCUUCACGGACGAAAUCCGCCCCAUCUCCCUGCCGGGCCCCUCCACCCAGUUCCCAGCAGGGGCAGUGUGCUGGGUCACUGGGUGGGGCCGCACUGGGUCAGAGUGUGAAGAUACGCUUUCGCUGCCCCAGACACUCCAGGAGGUGCAGGUUCCUCUCGUCGAUGUGUCGACCUGCAGAGAACACUAUGGGGAAUGCAGCCUUGGGAUCGAAGAGGACAUGCUGUGCGCUGGGUCCCUAGGAGUCAGUCGCGAUAGCUGCGAGGGAGACUCUGGGGGGCCGCUGGUCUGUCCAAGGAAUGGCAACUUCCUCUUGGCUGGGAUCGUCAGCUGGGGGGCUAACUGCACGGACUCCUCAACCCCCAGUCCCGGGGUGUACAUCCAGGUCUCGUUCUAUGCCAACUGGAUCCAGGAGGUCACUGGUGGCGCCAACCCUUCCGCCUUCUCUCCUGUCAUACCGCUGCUUGCUGGGCUCCUCCUGACAGCCCUGUGA
Molecule: messenger RNA, 846 nt
Organism: Malaclemys terrapin pileata
Lineage: Eukaryota; Metazoa; Chordata; Testudines; Emydidae
Product: serine protease 27-like
Exons: 6
Coding region: 1-846 (281 amino acids)
Biological process (GO): proteolysis
Molecular function (GO): serine-type endopeptidase activity
Source: RefSeq, a predicted model, not a curated record